AUGAAGCUCAUCCUGCUCCUCUUCGUCGUCUGCCGCGUUGUGGCGCUUCCCAGGACCACUCCCGACACGGCGCUUGCCGAAUCCCCUCGUCCGUUCGACCCCUUCGCUCAGCUGGAUGCAGAGAUCGCUUCGGCCGCGAAAAGCGCCUCGGGAUGGGGGGUAGCCGAAAAAUGGACGGCGGGCGUUGUGGCAGGCCUAACAACGCUGGUCAAUGGCGCGUAUGAGGUGGGUUACGCGCUCAACCUCGCGGAUCGCCACCGGCACGCUUCUGAGCUGCAGGCGCUGCGAUCGGCGGUGGGUCGCGCCAACGCAGCCGCGCAACAUCGAAGCGACCGGCCCGGGGGAGGGAAAGCAAAGAGGGCUGACGAGUCGCUUGUCGAGCUCGCUCGGGAGAGGGAAGGGUUUGAAGACGCCCUCAGUCGGUUUCCCAGCGGGCGACUCGCCGAUGACGCCCGAGAGACUUCCUCUAUCGGGGUGAACGACCGGCUGACAGCGUUGGAAGCAGCUGUGCUCCGCCAGAAACAGAACCAGCUCCAACAGGCAGGACACAUUCCAACGUACGUAAAAGUGCUCACAGGCAUGGGCGUCGGCAACGCUCUCAUCGCUGCUGCGGCCGCAGAGAUGAGCCUGCAGGAUACACUCGAGAUGCACAGCAGGACGAAAGAGUUGCCAGACGUGAGGAAUUCGGAUCGGAAGACGUGCGAAAGGUUCAAGGGCGAGGUUGAGGGGUUGGAUUGCGAGAAGGCGAAAGGUACAGCGUUGUCGUGA
This is a messenger RNA of Kalmanozyma brasiliensis GHG001, 768 nucleotides long. RefSeq lists its product as uncharacterized. Lineage: Eukaryota; Fungi; Basidiomycota; Ustilaginomycetes; Ustilaginales. The transcript has a single exon. The coding region runs from base 1 to 768 and encodes 255 amino acids. The record is from RefSeq and is a predicted model, not a curated record.